Molecule: messenger RNA, 2001 nt
Organism: Oryza brachyantha (malo sina)
Lineage: Eukaryota; Viridiplantae; Streptophyta; Magnoliopsida; Poales; Poaceae
Product: ankyrin repeat-containing protein At5g02620-like
Exons: 4
Coding region: 111-1916 (601 amino acids)
Cellular component (GO): plasma membrane
Molecular function (GO): protein phosphatase regulator activity; protein phosphatase 1 binding
Source: RefSeq, a predicted model, not a curated record
UGCUGCUGCUGCCCGCUCCUGCUGUUGCUGGCUGUUGGUGCUGCUGCGGUUGCUGGAAUGGACAGCUACAUUGCUAAUUUGAUUUAUUCAUCUUCACGCAAGACAAUAAAAUGGCUAAAAGCAAAGUUGGUGAAAGCAUGGAUGCAGGGGAGCCAUCAAAGCAUGCACCAGUUGAUCAUCAGGGGAAGCCACUGAUGGAACAAAAGCUCCUGAAAGCAGCUACGCUUGGUUCAUUUCAAGAAUCAGAUGGUACAACAAAGGUAAAGGGCUCUCUAAACAGAAGCAUGCUGCUUGGAAGAACAGCACAGGGGAACACCUGCCUUCACAUAUCUUCCAUGCAUGGCUAUGAGAGAUUCUGCAGUCAUGUGCUGGAGCUAGACGACUCACUGCUUGCUGCUGUCAACUCCCAUGGGGAAACACCCCUGCUGAUCGCCAUUACCAGUGGACACCCCUCUUUGGCCUCUUUUUUUCUCAGUCGCUGCAAUAUUAAUCCAGGGCUCAGUGGUUCAAUCUUGACACAGGAUUGUAAUGGAUGUAAUGCACUGCACCAUGCUAUUCGCAGUGGCUACAGGGACCUUGCUCUGGAGUUGAUAAAUGCUCAGCCUGACUUGUCCAAAGGUGUAAACAUAUUCAAGGAGUCCCCCAUGUACCUGGCGUUAACAAAAGGUUUUGAGGAUGUUUUUCACAAAUUGUUUGCGAUUCCGGAUUCAGCUGAUUCAGGAACCUACAGCUACAAUGUUCUCCAUGCUGCUGUGAAAAAUGGGAACCCAGAUGUUGCUAAGGAAAUCGUGGAGUCCCGUGAAUGGCUGGCCAGACAAGCAGACGAGACUGGGAAUACUCCAGUGCAUAUGGCCAUUCGCUGGGGCAACCACAAAAUGCUACGAGUAUUGCUGGAACAGGAUUGGACUUUAGGUUAUCUAUGGAAAAUUAACAAGAAAGGAGAAACCGAACCACUUCUUGUUUGUGCCGCAUAUCAAGGCCAUGUGAAUGCCGCUGAAGUGCUUCUCGAGCAUUGUCCAGACGCUCCUUAUUGCAGAGAAGAUGGCUGGACAUGUCUUCAUGAAGCUAUAAGAUUUGGUCAUCUAGAGUUUGUUAAAUUUAUCCUGAGGCAUCCGCAGCUUGGAAAACUAAUUAACAUGCGAGAUGAAAAAGGAAAGACGGCUCUGCAUCACGCAGUCUGUGCGUGCAAUCCCAAGAUCGUGGCUGCUCUCCUUCGCAAACGCACGCGCAUAGACUACACAAUGCUUGACAAACAACGUGAUCCAGCCAUCUGGGAACUAAAGGAGGUCAUCAAGCAAGCCAAGACUUUAAACUGGAGUGAAGUUUCUAUGCUUAUAUUGGAAGCUGAUCCUGGAUGUAAGUCCACAAUUGCUAACCUACAUAAGAAAGCCAAACGAGAAGUAACUAAAGCUGCAAGGAACAAUGCAAAGGAUCUAACCAAAAUGUACACAAACAACACUUCGGUAGUGGCUAUCCUAAUUGCAUCAAUUACCUUUGCUGCUGCAUUCACCUUACCUGGUGGAUACAGCUCUACUUCUGGAAGUGAAGGGCUUCCUAUCAUGGCAAGAAAAAUUGCAUUCAAAGCAUUUUUGGUCUCUGACACCUUAGCUAUGUUAUCCUCACUUUCUGUUGCCUUCAUAUGUGUCUUGGCAAGAUGGGAGGAUCUUGAAUUCUUGCUUUAUUAUAGAUCCACCACUAAGAAACUUAUGUGGUUUGCAUACAUGACAACAGCUGUGGCAUUUGCAACGGGUUUAUACACAGUGCUGGCCGCUCAGCUUAUGUGGUUUGCUAUUGGAAUUUGCGUUCUGUCAGUUUUAAUGCCCAUUCUUACUAAGGUGCUUGGUGAAUGGCCCAUUUUGAAACUUCGAAUCCAGUUUGGACCUUCUUCUGUGCCUGAAUCCUUUGAUAUGGUCUGAAAACAUCAAUUUGUGCACUCUUUUGUAUCUGUUUUCUACUAUUAUCUUUUGAAUGAAUAAAUGUGGACUCUUUUUUAUUGUUUUG